Molecule: messenger RNA, 7797 nt
Organism: Paramecium primaurelia
Lineage: Eukaryota; Ciliophora; Oligohymenophorea; Peniculida; Parameciidae
Source: the annotation of a GenBank genome assembly
AUGACGACAAACAAAGUUGCUGUCUUGUUGGUACUUGUAGGGCUUAUAAGCUGUAAUAUUUGAUUCUUAUCUAUUAGUUGCAAGUGCCUCUUUGAUAAAUGUGCAAUCAUUAGCUCAAAUUGACGUAGAGUCUUAUGGAUGUGAUAAAUCCAAGCUUUAUGAUGCCGAAGAAGGCCUCAAGAAACUUAGCGAGGCUAUUAAUUUUGCUUAGACAGGAAGAUUAGAUUAAGAUAUUAAGGAAUUGAGAGAAUUGUAAAUGUUAGCAAAGAAAGGAAUGGAAGAACAAGUGCAGGUUUCAUUUGUUUAAGUUCACAAUCUACAAUACCUUUAUAUGUUAAAACAUAAAUUUGAUUCCUUGGCACUUAUCGAAAUGCCAAACACUUUUGCCCGUCCACAUAUUGAUGGAAUGAAAUCAUAAAUUAACUUAGUUUUGGCAGCUACCGACACUUAAACCAGAAAAGCCUGUUGCGAAAUGUUGUUCAAAAUGAUUGAAGUUCUACUUCUAGACCUACUCGAAUUAGAAGAAGAAUGCUAGAAGCCUAUCACUAUCAAUAUUGAGGGAGAAAUCAGAAAGAUUUAAAUUAUUAGAGGACAAUGUGAUAGUACUCCCACUCCAGAAUAACCAGUAAUCCCUGUUGAUCCUAAACCAAUUAUACCUGAUCCUAAAACUCCUAUCGUAAUUACACCAAUCCCUCCUAAACCUAAGGAUCCAACACCUAAACCUAAGGAUCCAACUCCUAAACCUAAGGAUCCAACACCUAAACCAAAGGAUCCAACACCUAAACCAAAGGAUCCAACACCUAAACCUAAGGAUCCAACUCCUAAACCAAAGGAUCCAACUCCUAAACCUAAAGAUCCAACACCAAAACCUCCUCCUAAACCAAAAACUCCUACCCCAACACCUUAAGUCGUUAUUGAUUGUGUCAAGGGUGCUAAUGUAGUAGGUGACAUGAGUGCAAGUUCAGAUUAAGCUGUUGCUGAUUCAGUAAUUGAAGGUAAAGAUCUUGCAGGAGCAACCGAUUAUGGUUAUGGUUUCUGGUUAAGAUGGUUGAGUAGAUAUCCAGAUGAAUUAAUUUCAGGAAGAACAAAAAAUACAUAUUACUUUGUAUCUAGAUUAACCACUAAUCAAAAAUUUAAUGAUGCAGAAAUGGGAGAUAGAGUUCUUGCCAUAUGGCAUUAUGAUAAUGGAUAUCAUUUCACUGCAUUAGAUAAGGCAUCUCGUAAUCCAAAUGUUAAUUAAAAUAUACCAACUGGAGAUAUUGAAGGAUUAUGGAGUUAUGUUUACUUUUCAUAUAGUGGAAGAUUAAAGAAGGCUGUUGGUUUAUUAAAAUUUGGAGCUAUUGGAAAAGUAUAAUAAAUCACAUUAGAUGUUACUCAUGAUAUUCCAACUUAUUUAAGAUUGGUAGUAGGAGGUAAAUAGUUUAGUUAUCCUGGAUUUAAUGGGUAAUUUACUAAUCCAGUCUUCAAAAUUGGUGAAGGAGCAUAUGUUAAUUCUGAAUUAGAAUUAUUCGAUUAUAAUCUUAAAUGCAAUCCUUAUCCAAAAUUAGAUUGUACUGAAAGAGCUAAAUAAACUCUCAUUCACAAAGCUGUUAGAUACAAUGAUUAGACUGCUAAAGUACAAACAGUAAAAACAAGUCUUGAAACACCAUUCCCUGAAGAAUAUUCAGUAAGUGGUUGGUUCAAAUGGAAAUAAUUAGAAAAAUAAGAACCAUGGCAUUUAAUGUUCAGAGUAUUUGCCACAAAAGAGAAUAAUAAUGCAAAGAAUUUAGGAGAUAGAGAUUUGGCAGCUUGGAUUGGUACUGCAAAUGAUGGUAUUGUGUUAUUGUCCACUUAUUCAUAUAAUAACUUAUUUGGAGAAGGUAACCCAAAUAUCAUGAAUCAAAUUCAACACAAGAAUAGAAUUUAAGAAUGGACAUUUGUUUACUUUGGAUAUUCAUUUAAAUAAAAGACUGCUCAUUCUAUUGUUCAUUUUAAAGAGGCUAGAGAAGAGAGAACAUUUGAGAAUGUUAACCAUUUCUUAGUCUAAAGACUUUCAAUCAAUUUAGCUAAAGAUGAUCAUUAUCCUUCUUGGAAUGGUAUUAUAGGCAAAUUUAGAAUUGAUUUAUGUAAUGGUGCUUAUGAUCCUAAAUUCCCAAGAACUACAACUCCAGUUCCAAGUCCAUCACCAUUAGGUCCAACUCCACCUCCUUCAAAGACUGUUGAACCACCCCCUAAAACUCCAACUAUUUAACCACCUCCUAAACCACCUGUUAAACCACCUACACCAGUUGUUGUAGUAUCACCUCCCCCACCUAUCAUAAAAACUCCAGAAGUUAUGUAAAAAUGUAUUGAAGGUCAAGCUGCAAUUGGAGAUUCAUCUUCAGCACCAGAUGUUAAACCAGUUGCUGAUAUUUAAGUACCAGAUGACGCUUUGAAAGAUGUCACAGAAUAUGGUUAUGGAUUUUGGAGUAGAUGGUUGACUAGACAUCCAGAAUAAUUAUUUGGAGGAAUGAGUGAACCAUGGUAUUUUGUUUCAAGAUUAACAUCAAAUGAUCCAUAUGAUAAUAUUAGAAUGGGAGAUAGAUUGUUAGCAAUAUUCUUAAGUAAGGAUGGAUAUACAUUUAUUACAAAUGAUAAAGGAACUUCUAAUCCUAAUCUUUAUAAAUAAUAACCAUAUAAAGAUAUUGAAGGUGUUUGGACAUACAUACAUUUCAGUUUCAGUCCAUUGAAAAAGAAGGCUGUUGCUUUUGUUCAUGCUAACAAAUAAACAUCCAUAGUUGAAUUAGCAGGAAUAACUCAUGAGGCUCCAAAGAAAUUAAGAUUCAUUUUGGGAGGUAAUGAUCUCAAACUCUAUCCUGGAUUCAAUGGUUAAUUCACAAGACCAGUUUUGAAGAUAGGUCCAGGUUCAUUUAUAGGUUCUCCUGAAGAUGUUUAAAAAUAUGCCUUAUCAUGCAACCCAUUACCAGAACCAGAUUGCAAGAAAGGAAGAGGAGUAAGUAAUUUGAUUGAAUCUACAAAAUAAUUUAACAAAGGAAGUGAAGUCACAAUGUUUGUAGCUGAUAAUGAACGUCCAUUCCCAGAUAAUUAUGCUAUUGGAGGUUGGUUCUUAUGGACACCAACUGAAUAAGAAGAAUGGCAUUUAACAUUCAGAGUUACAAUUAAUGGAUAAAAACAUAAUAAAAAUGAUUAAUUAUUGGGAGAUAGAGAUCUUACAACCUUUUUGGGUAAAACAGGAGGUUAUCACUUUGCUACUUAUACAUACACUGACAAUUUCGGUAAAGGAAAUCCAAAUAAGUACAUUAAUACUGAACAUUAAAAUAAGCAUACUGAAUGGCAUUACAUUUAUAUGGCUUAUUCAAGAGAGUAAAAGAGAGUAUUGACUAUUCUAUUCACAAAAGGUGAUAGAUAAGUGAAAUACAUAGAUGAGGUCAAUCAUUAUCUUGCCCCAUUAUAUAAGAUCUUUUUAGGAAAGGAUUAAUUCUAUCCAGCUUAUAGUGGUUAUUUAGCUAAUGUUUAAUUCUUUGCUUGUGAAAAUGCAUAUGAUCCAGACUUCAAACCACCUGGAGAACCAGAAGUUCCUAAAUAACCUGAAGUACCAAUCAAACCACCUGAGCCAUAAAAAGAACCAACAUGUUAGAAGGGUGAUACUAAUGUUGCUGACACUGCAUUCGAUUCAUAAAAACCAUUAAUUGAUCUUGUAUUAGAUAAACCAGAAUAAUUGUAAGAUGUAAGAGAAUAUGGAUAUUAAUUCUGGAUGAGAUAUAUGACUCGUCAUCCUGUUCCAAUGUAUCAAGGUAAAAGAGCUUCUUGGUACUUUGUUGCCAGAUUAUCAGGUAGAAAAGACUUUGAGGAUGUAGGAAAAGGAGAUAGAUUGUUGGCAAUAUACUAAGCUAAAUCAGAUUAUUCAUUUGUUACUAAUGAUCAUAAAAAUAAUAAUUUCAAUACAGAUGCUGGUCGUUUUGAAUUUGGAGAUAUUGAAGCUGUUUGGACAUUCGUUCAUUUUUCAUAUACCUCUGCAGGUAAAGUUGUUUCAUGGAUAUAAUAUGACAAUAAUGAACCAAAGACCUUCACUGUUGCUGCUACACAUGACAAACCUGAUUACUUAGAAUUUGUUUUAGGUGGUACCCAAGGUAAUACUUAUCCAGGUUUCAAUGGUUAAUUCACAUCUGUUGUUGUCAAAGUAGGAUAAGGUUCAUUUAUUGAAACAGCUGAAUAAUUCCGUAAAUUUGCAAUCUCUUGCAAUCCAAGACCACUCCCAGUUUGUAAUAAAGCUAAAGAAGUCUUGUUGAUUGAAAAAUCUAAGAGAUUUGAAGCUUAAACUAGUGAAGUUAAUGAAAUUACUUCUCCUGAAGAAUAAGCAUUCCCUGAUGAAUAUUCUAUUAGUGGUUGGUUCAAAUGGAGACCCACAGUUAUGGAACCAUGGCAUUUAGCUAUACGUCUCCAUUAAAAUAAGGGAAUGGAGAAUGCUAAUGCUGCCAAAUUGGGAGAUAGAACAUUGGGUGCAUUUGUUGGUAAUAAUGGAAACUAUGCAAUUACAACAUAUACUUAUACUAAUUUGAAUGGUGAAGGUGAUCCAAAUAAAUAUGUUUAAGUGCCUUAUAAAGAUCAAUUAGCUUAAUGGCAUUUUGUGUUCCUUGGAUAUAGCAGAGUUAAGAGAUAAGUUGUUGGUUUCUUGUAAUGGAAAGAGAGAAAGGAAAAUAUUAAUUUGGAAAAUAUCAAUCAUUAUUUAACCAAUUCAGUAUAUGUCAAUGUAGGAAAAGACAGAUUUUAUCCAGCAUUCAAUGGUCAUAUUGGAGGAUUGAGAUUAUAAUUAUGUAGUGGAGCAUUCACACCUGUAUUCCCAGAAGAUCCUAAACCACCUUAAGUACCAUCAACACCACCUCCUCCUAAACCAGUAGAUCCAACUAAACCUGAAGAACCUGUUUAACCACCUAAACCUUAAGAACCUGAGAUUGUCAGAAAGUGUGUUAGUGGAUAAGUUCAAAUUGGAGACAUGCCUUCAAGUGGUGAUAAAGUUGUUGAUCUCAAAGUCACUGAAGAUAAAUUAGGAAGUGCAAUUGAAUACGGAUAUGGAUUUUGGACUAGAUGGCUUACAAGAUGGCCAGAUAGUCUUAUUAAAGGAGCUAGUGAACCAUGGUAUUUCAUUUCUAGAUUGACGAAUAAUGAUCCAUAUGAUAAUAUUAGAAUGGGAGAUAGAUUGUUGGCUAUUUGGUUAGGUUAAGCUGGAUAUACAUUUAUCACUAAUGAUGUUGCUUCAGGUAAUCCAAAUCUUAACAAAUAAAUACCUUAUGGAGAUAUUGAAGGAGUUUGGACAUAUAUUCAUUUCAGUUAUAAAUCAGGAUAAGCUGUUGGUGUUGUUAGAGUUGGAGAUAAGACUCAAUUUACUGUUAUUGAUGCUAAACAUGACUAACCUAAAUUCUUAAGAUUGAUUGUAGGAGGUUCUGAUCUUAAAUUAUAUCCAGGAUUUAAUGGUCAAAUUUCAUCACCAAUUCUUAAAUUAGGUGCAGGUUCAUUUGUUAAUACUGAAGAUGAUUUCAAUAAGUUUGUGUUAGCAUGUAAUCCAAGACCAGAACCAGAUUGCAAGGGUAAGACUGAAAGCAAAUUGAUUGAAGGUAUAAAGAAAUAUGAAUCAACUUAACCAGAGUUUUAUGAACAUGUCAGGGAUGAGAAAUCUUUAUUCCCAACUAUGUAUGGUAUUGGUGGUUGGUAUAAAUGGGAACCAACAAAAUAAGAACCAUGGCAUUUGGCAUUUAGAGUUACAAUUAAUGAUUAAAAGACUAAUAAGAAUGCUGAUUUAUUGGGAGAUAGAACACUUGCUGUUUGGUUAAGCGAUCAAUAAUUGUAUGCAUUUGCCACUUAUACAUACACAAAUAUGUUUGGAGCUGGAUAACCAAAUGCAGCUUAAGUUAUUAAACAUUAAGAUAAACACACUGAAUGGCAUUAUAUUACAUUCUAAUAUAAUAGAGAGACCAGAGAAGCAUAUGGAUCAACUAUAUUUAAGGAUGGUAAAUUAGAUGUGAAAUUCCCUAAUGUAAAUCAUUACUUAGUUCCAGUUUUAAGAAUAUUGAUAGGAAAAGAUUAAUUCUAUCCAGCAUUCAGUGGAUAUAUAGCUGAUGUGACAUUUGUAAAUUGCCAAGAUCCAUACAAUCCAUAAUUUACUCCAGGCAAUCCUCCUGAAUUACCAAAACCACCUGUUAUACCAGUUGAACCACCUUAGCCAUUACCAGAACCAAAAUGUUAGAUGGGUGAUGAAACUAUUGUUGAUUCUUCAUUUGAUGAUGUUAAACCAUUAGCUGAUAUUGAAGCAACACCAGAGAAUUUGAAAGAUAUCAGAGAAUAUGGUUACUCAUAUUGGGUCAGAUAUUUGAGCAGACAUCCUAAACCAAUGUAUUAAGGUAAGAGUGAACCAUGGUAUUUCAUGAGUAGAUUGACAGUUAAUAAAGAAUAUAAGAAUAUUGAAAAAGGAGAUAGAUUAUUGGCUAUAUGGUAAGGUUAAGGAGCCUAUACAUUUAUUACAAAUGAUUAUAAGAGUAAUAAUUGGAAUCUUAACAAAAACAUUGAAUAUGGAGAUAUUGAAGGUGUUUGGACUUAUUUCUAUUUCAGUUACAGCAGUAUUACAAGUUAAGCUGUUGGUUUUGUUAAGUACACUGGUAAAGAACCAUAAUCAGUCACAUUUGAUGUUACACAUGAAAAACCAACAUAUUUAAGACUCAUUAUUGGAGGAUCAGAUCUCAAAUUAUAUCCAACUAUCAAUGGUCAAUUAACAAGAGCUGUAUUUAAGAUUGGUGCUGGUGCUCAUCUUGAUAAUGUUGAUGAAUUAAAUAAGUUUGCUUUGGCUUGCAAUCCUUAACCAAAAGAAGUUUGUUCCAAAGCUGUUGAAUAAGUUCUCAUUCAAGAAUCCAAAAAGUUUGAAUUAGCCAAAGCUACAGUAUUGGAAAUCCCAUCUGAUCCUGCAGCUGCAUUCCCAUCUGAAUAUAGUGUUUCUGGUUGGUUCAAGUGGAAAUAAACUACUAUGGAAUAAUGGCAUUUGGCCUUCCGUCUCCAUAUCAAUAAAGAAGAAGCAAACAAGAAUGCUGAAAGAUUAGGAGAUAGAACUUUGGCUGCUUGGGUUUCACCUGCUCAAGAUGGUAUUUAUGCCUUUGCUACUUAUACUUAUAAGAAUUUGAAUGGAGCUGGAGAACCAAAUUUGGCAAAGAUUAUCCCAUAAAAAUAACAAUAGACAAAUUGGCAUUUCAUUUUCUAUGCUUACAAUAGAGAUACUAGAAAAGUAGAAGGAUAUAUUCAAUUCAAAGACAGAAAGGAAACCAUACUUUUUGAAGAUGUUAAUCAUUUCUUAGUUCCAUAAGUAUAUUUGAACAUUGGUAAAGAUCGUUUCUAUCCUUCAUGGAAUGGCCAUAUUGGUAAAUUUAGAAUGAAUCUAUGUGGUGGAGCCUCCAGACCUGUUUUCCCAGAUGGUAUUUUAUUAUUAUUAUUUUGUCUUAGAUAUCACUGUACCUCCUCCUGUGACCCCAACUCCAAAACCACCUGUCUCUGAAACUAAAGAGUAAUUAAUUUAAUAAUAUAUUUUAGAAUCUGUCUUAUUAAUACUAAACUGGUCGAAGUGACUAAGAAUAACAUUAAAGAUGUUAUUAAAGAACUUGAAGCUCUUGAAAACUCUGAACCUACUGAAAAGACAUGUUAUUGCACUGUUCCUAAGAAGGCCUCCAUGUUUAUUGAAUUAUAUGGAGAAGAAUUAUCAAACCAUGUCGACAACCCAGUCAUUUAAAGAUUGAUAGCUCAAAAUCAGGUGCGUUUGAGGAUAUGAUUUAUCAAAUUAUG